UCGCCCGGCUCCUCCGCUGGCUCGCACUCCAGUGAUUGGUGUUGGUGCCGCUCGGGGGCCGCGUGCGGCCUCGGCUAGGGUUUUUAAGAGUUUCCGUUGCCUGGCGACAGCGACUUGUUGUUGAGCCUGUAGCUGUCACACCGGUCUUUCCUGCGUUCGCGCCUUGCUCCUCGACUCUGCACGCUCCUCGGCUACCUUCGGCCUCCCCGCGACCCCGGACGACAACUACAGUCCGCCGCCCCCCGCCCCGCCGCUUCGCACGGCCUGACGCCCCGGCCCAGAGCCCGAGUGUGGCUGUAGAAAGAUCUCCACAAUGAGAAACACGAGCAAGGACCUCGCUCUUCCUACCAGUCGCUAUGCCCCUUGUGAUUGGUAUUAUCAUCUUCCAUUGAAAAGAUCUGAGAAGUCCUCAGAAAUUGUACUUCCUCCAACAUCCCAGAUUCCAGGCCUGAGUGAACUUGCAGAACCACACAAUGAGGUUACAUUUGGCUCCAGAAGAAAUUGGAUAAAAGACACCGAUUCAGAAUAUGUCAAACUGGCAAAACAAGGCGGCAGACCUGAUUUAUUGAAACAUUAUGCUGCUGCUUCAAGAAAAGGAUCUCCUGUUGCCUAUUCUAUGCCUGAAUGGUAUACGCAUCACAGUAAACCACCAACAGCUGAACAGAAAGAAAUACAUGUAUCUUCCAUGCCAGAGUAUAUGGUUCAUGAAGAGUUUAACCCUGAUCAGGCCAAUGGUAACUAUGAAUCCAAAAGGGGGCCUUUUGAUUUUGAUAUGAAAACAGUUUGGCAGAGGGAAGCUGAGGAGCAUGAAAAGGAGAAAAAAAAGGUGAAACUGCCAGCAAUUAACUCAAGGUAUGCAAGCAGAGCAGGAUCUACUUCUGGUUCUAAAGAUAACAAUUCAAGGAAUAGACUUUCAUUUCCUCCUAUGCCUGGUCACAAAACCAACGAACCAACAAAUUUCACCAAACUAAUUAGCAAUGGUUAUAAGGAUGAGUGGUUACAACAUCGUGGAGAUACAGGAAAAAAAUCUCCACCUGUAUCUAAAAUUUCUGAGUCAUCUGUGACUACUCCAUCGCCUCAAGAUUCAGAGGUUCCAGAAAGUGCUGAGAAGCCUGAAGGUACACCAGUAUCUGAGUCUGGAGAAACACCAGCAGAACUCGAAUGAAAUCUGUAGCUAAUAUUAUAAAUAUUUUUUAAAAUGCAAAGUGUAAUAAUACAGCGAACAACUAUAUUUAUAAAAUCUUUAUUAUUACCUUACAUUAAACUAGAUUUUUAAGAGAUUAUCUAUCUUGCAGUGAAAUUUUACAUUCCUGCAGUAUAGAUCAUGUAUUUUUCUUUAUUUUGUUUCAUUUUUCUGGAUGGUAACAUAUGGUCAACAAAUUAAACUAAGACUUUUUUGUUACCUCUUUCUCUGCUAAGUUGGUGAUUUCCCCACAUCAUUGAUACCAAUUUUUUUCCCCUGCUUAAUACCGUAGAACAUAUCAGCCACUGCUUGAACUACUAUUUGGUGGUAUUUUUGCUGAAAUAGACUGUUGAGACUCUAAUAACCUAUAGGUUAUAAUGUUAAAGUAAAUAAAACAAAGGUAUAAGAUGAUAUACAAGUUCUACUUGGUACUUUAAUUCCUUUUAGAAACAAUUUUGUAUGUCAUUUGAAAGUUAUAUAUUCAGACUGUUUAAUGUCUUUAUACUAGAUUAUUAUGCUGUUGGUUCAUGUUAAGUAAAAAGGUUUUGUUUGAAGUUAUUGAACAUUUAAUAUAAGGAUAUAAUGUUCACUUAAGUUAAAAAAAUUUUAACAUCUUUUCUAUAUAAUUGAAAAUGUAGAAUAUAAAAUAUUUAGUACCAGAAUGUCAUUUACUUUAAGCAAAACUGUUUAAUUUUAAUGUUGCUGAUGCUAUUGAAAAGUCUUGCUAGAAAAAAUAAUCUCACAAUAAUCACAUUGUUAUCCCUCAUUGUAUGAAUUUUGUAUUAUGAAUUUCAUUAAUUUCAUUUUAAGUAAAUUUAUAUUAGGAUGUGCUUCUAUAAUUUGAAUUUGAUUCACAAAUUUCUAGUUGUCUAUAUUAAGAAAUUUAGAAACUCUAGUAGAUUUUCAAAUGUUAUAGUUUUUCUCCAGAAUCAACUUAUUAUGCACUUGUUCAUUUGAAAUUAAAUCUUCAAAAGUAAUUGUUUAAAUGAAGCAUUUAUUUGAGCCAUGAUAUCUGACAGUUUGAAUUGAUGAUAUAGUGGGAGAAAUAAAAAUUGAAAUACUCUGCAAGAGAAUAUAAAUGAAAUAAGCGAGAAUUGUAACGAGGAUAUUUGUUUCUACUGUUUGAAUUUAGAGGUAAUAAGGAGAGGGAUAAAGAUGAAUGACUGGAAAGUUUUAUACCCUAAUUAGUAUGGUCUCUUAUCUCUUAAAGACUUAAUUCUUCAGUAUUUCCAAAAAUCCCUGAUUUCCUUCCAUCGACCUAGAUCACAGGGAUAGUUUGCUGUUACGAAAAAAGUCAGAGGGUUAUACCUGAUUGCCUCUCUAGGUCUCAGCUUUCUCAUUUGUAAAAUGAGUGGCUUGGAUUGGAUUAUCUCCAAGGCCCCUUCUAAAUUCUAUGACCUAAGUUCCAAAUCUAUGAUCCCUAUCACCUCCUUCAUGUCUUAGUCAACUGUGUUAGGUGUUGCUGUGAUCAGUCUUCUGAUGGGUGACAAGUCUUCCUGAACUUGCAAAGCUGAUCCUCAAAUGACAAACUAAAAGAUUUUUGCGGCUUCAUAUAACCAGUCAAAAUUUGUUCUUUUCUUCCAUAAUCUUAGGUGUCUUCACUACAGUAAACUUGGGAGAAGCCAAUGUCCCAAGAAAA
Messenger RNA from Dromiciops gliroides (monito del monte), 2822 nucleotides. It is a transcript of the gene C1H7orf57, whose product is annotated as chromosome 1 C7orf57 homolog. The record is from RefSeq and is a predicted model, not a curated record. The coding region runs from base 314 to 1165 and encodes 283 amino acids. NCBI's taxonomy places the organism in Eukaryota, Metazoa, Chordata, Mammalia, Microbiotheria, Microbiotheriidae. The transcript is spliced from 8 exons.